AUGCUAGUUUUCCUCUUUAUCCUUGCUUUCGCGCAAGCCAGCAUUGUAUCAGUUGUAAUAUCUUUUAGGCACGGUGGAAGAGCUCCAGUUUAUAAAUUCAGUUGGGAUACAGGAGUUUGGCCUCAAGGGUUAGGACAACUAACUCCUUCAGGCAUGAGACAGCAUUACUUAAACGGAAGAGAAUUCAGGUACAAAUACAUAACUCAGAACGCAGUGAUAAACCCUGUUUAUUUGGAAGAACAAGUCUACGUAAGGUCCACUGAUUACAACCGCACGAUCCAGAGUGUGGAAAGUAUGCUCUCAGGGCUCUUUCCAAUAGGGCCUCAAAUCGCAAGCCAGAAUUUGGCAGCUAAAGCUGUUCCUCCUUUAAUUGUCUCAAACUUGGACAAUAUCCAAGCACAACUUGGAUUAAAUGCCCUCCCUAAUAAAUUCCAAACAGUUCCUAUUCAUGUUGUUGCCAGUCCUUAUGACUACAUGCUUGCUGGCUAUAGUUCCACAACUUGCGCAAGAAUUGGACAAAUAGCUAAUGAAAUAGCCCAGCAGAAUGAAUAUCAAGAUGCAUUGAACGAGUAUAAAUCUGGCUUACAAAAACAAAUUCAGGAGCUUUGGGGAACAAGUCCUAGUUUUUCAGAAGCAGGAUGGAUGGGAGAUACAAUAACAGCAGAACUUUUCGAGGAUUUUCCAAUGCCGAAUGGUGUAUCAACUCAGAUGUAUUACGAACUAGCAGGCGCUUAUAACUACACUGCAACUUACUAUUAUAAUAAAGAAGUUUCUUCGCUUGCUGGCUCAGAGUUUUUUGAAGCAGUUUUGUAUCAGUUCAAUUCUACUAUUAACAAUACAGACACUGUCAGGCUGGGACUCUAUUCUGCACAUGAUACAACAAUUGCAGCAUUUUUGUCAUUCAUGGGGAUGUUCAGUGGGAAAAAUCCAGUUUUUGCUUCAACUUUGAUUUUUGAGCUGCAUGAAGUGACUGGCGCUUAUUUUGUGCAGAUUAUUUAUAACGAUCAAGUUAUGACUCUUAAUGGGUGUCAAGAGAUGUGCCCAUUUGACACGUUUUAUACAUUAAUUGCAGAAAACAUUGUCGAUGAUGUUGAAGAGGCCUGCCAAUUGAAAAGUACAACUAUAUUUCAAUAA
This is a messenger RNA of Blepharisma stoltei, 1134 nucleotides long. The record is from the annotation of a GenBank genome assembly. Lineage: Eukaryota; Ciliophora; Heterotrichea; Heterotrichida; Blepharismidae.